AUGCACGUCAUGUUCGAGGCGAACAUCCCCCAACCACACGAGGAGAUGGAGCAUUACACGCUCUUCCAGACGCUCAAGAGCAUCGCGCUGACGGUGCUGGUGCUGUGGACGGUGGCGGCGAACGCCUUGGUCUUCGUGGUGCUCUACAAGAACCCGCGGUUGCAGACCGUGCCGAACUUGUUGGUAGGUGAAAAACGACAGCCAGGAAAGCCUAUUACUAGUCCUUCCGGAAAGUCGCCGGACGGAAAUGGGCGACAUGCACUGUGCGAAAAAAUUCAGGGUGCGAGCGACACCCGAAAAAAGCCUAUUGCACGGUGCGAAAAGCAAGAAAUUGCACAGUGCAAAGUGAACUUUCGUUUUCGCGGAGUGCAUGUCGCCGAUUUCCGUCCGGCGACUUUCCGGAAGGACUAGUAUAAGAUAAAAACAGUCAUUAAAAGUGCAUUUCCUCAAAGCAAUAGCAUGAAAAUCUAAUUUUGGGGCCUAGCCGGCCCAAUUAAUCAACUUACGGCAAAAAAGCAACGAUAAUUUUAUCGAAUUUUCAAGUUGAAGGUCAGGUGUCUAGUACAAUAUAAAAGGGUAAAAAAUUUUUUAUUUUUUUCAAAUAUACCUUCUAAAUCUUUAAAAUAAACUGCAUUUAGCGCAAUAAUUGUAUAAAAUUUUUUUGAAAUUAAGCUUCUUCCAAGAUACGGUACAAAUUUACAAAUUUAACUUGUGAUCUCUAGUAUGUACAUUCAUAUGUCCUUUUGUCAUCCCCAAUUUUUUUGAAUACUUUUUCAUUCUCGGAAUUUCAAAAUAAAAUUAUAAAUAUUCUUUCCGCUAUUUAUUCAAUUUUUUUUUUGAUUUUUUAAAUUCUCUUUUUUAUAAACGAACCCCAGAAAAGAGAUGGGAGACCAAAAAUAUCCGCAAAUUGAGUUAUGCUCAUAUUUCCGGGGACUUUAAAGCGUCAUUUAUCCGAUUUACUGAGAAACGGAGAGCAUCGACUGAGAGAAAUUCCAUCAGACAUCAACAUUACAGUACUCAAAUUAAGUUUCCAAUCGACCCAGUUUUUGAUUAAUAAACGUGCGAAAAAAGUGACAUUUAGAGGACAAGGCGGAUGUAGGAAGUUGUUAACGAGGUCGUAGAUUAAUUUAUGAUUGUCUGGGGGUCAUUGAGGUGAAAUAUAAAGUUAGAAUGCGAUAUGGCGUAAAAAAUUAUAUUAUACUAGCAAAAAAAUAUAUCUAAAAAAUGAAGCCUACACCUAUUUUUUCAACCUUCUUAUAGCAUCACUAGGCUUUCUUGAGCAAAAAAUUAAAUUAGCCAUGGCUUUUUUUAUACAAAAAUUGUUUUAAUAAUUAUUUUUUCCCUUUUCAGGUGGGGAAUCUUGCCUUCAGCGAUCUGUGCCUGGGCCUCGUCGUCCUCCCAUUGUCUUCGGUGUACGCCAUCGCCGGCGAAUGGCUCUUUCCGGAGACACUUUGCGCUAUCUUCGUCUCGGGUGAGUUAUGAAUAUUCAUAAAAGAGGUUGUUGACUUCCUCAGACCCGCCGUUAAUCUAUAGCAUAUACAUAACAAAGGCUGUUGGGGUUACACAAGCUAUAUAACGAUUUGCAUUGUUUAUACCCGCGAAAAUAGGGGUUGAAAUGGUAUUAAAAAAAGUAAAAACAGACAAAAAAAUCCUAUUAUAAGAACAGUAAAGUAUACCGUGAUUCCAGCGGACAUCCUUUGCUCAACCGCGUCGAUAUGGAACCUCUCGAUUGUCGGACUCGAUCGCUAUUGGGCCAUCACCUCACCAGUCGCGUAUAUGGCCAAACGAAACAAACAAACAGCUGUGUUGAUGAUAUUGGCCGUCUGGGUCUCCUCGGCUCUCAUUUCCCUCGCCCCAUUACUCGGCUGGAAACAGGUUGCAGAGCACGGGAAUCUGGUUAUGAUCAACGGCACUUGGCAGUGCACAUUCCUCGACCUGCCGUCGUACACGAUCUACAGCGCAACGGGCAGCUUCUUCAUCCCGUUGACUGUGAUGUUCUUCGUCUAUUUCAAGAUUUAUCAGGCCUUUGCGAAGCAUCGGGCAAGGCAAAUUUAUCGACAAAAGGUAGGCGAGAGAACCCUUUUGUCAGAGGCGUCGGGAAAAGUUAUGGGUCAGGUCUGGUUUUGAUGGUCUGGUCAAGUGUUUCUUCAGGGUUUAGAGAAGACCAAAAGAGUUUAUAAACUGAUUUUACUGUGAAAAUGGCUUCAAAUUUUGAAUUUUCGCAUCUCCAUAUCUCUGAAGGGCUUUUUAUUAGUCAAUUUUGCUUUUUGAUUGUCAUUUUACCAGUAAUGGUAAUCGCAGUGACCUCUGUUAUAUUGCUCAUGAUCAUCAAGCGAGGCUUUGAUAGAUGAUCGAUUUUCUCCAGAUUUUUUGACUAAAAUACGUUCAAAUCUUUCAAGUAAUAUCACACAGACUCCUAUCAUCGUAUACCAAAACUUCUUUUUGGGGCUGGAUUUAAAGCAAAACUGAUUUUUAAACAGACGAAAAUCCAAAAAAAUCACUUCGAAUACACGUGACCACAUCAGCUAAACCUGACCCGCUCUACCGUAAAUAACUCCCCAAAUACAUUUAAACCCCCAUAGAAGAAACGUUUACUAAUGUCGGGGUGUUCGGGGUGGAUCGGCAUUUCAUUAACAAAUACAAUUAUAUACUUUGUUUUAGCUGGCCACGUCUUCACAUGUAAGCUCUUUUUUUGUUUAUGGCUUCCCGAAUAACCGGUUUCCUGGACGUAGUUUACAUGCUGCUGUGUUUGUCUUAGAAAUUUUACAGCUAUCUGCACCUACACUUAACCUUUCCGAUACAUCUUCUUCUCUUUUUUUUGCUGAUCCAUUCCCUUUAACACCACGCAUUUUUAUCUUGUCGCGCACCCAAUUUUGAUGAGAAAAAUGAUGACUAAUUUUGGAGAUGUCUUCUUUAAAGUUUAUCAUUAUUUUCGCAUCAGAAUCAGCAAAGUUGUUGGCACAGAAAAGAUUAGAUUUUUAGUGUCUUAUGGGCUGAUUUGCAGGUGAUACGAAAGCACAUUGAGUCAACGAUACUACAUGAAAUUAGCCAUGUCUUGCCAACGUCGGAUGAGUUCGCAAAAGACGAAGAAGAAGAGGACGAGGAUGAGGAAAGCAGCGGUAAGUUAGAGCUUCAUUUAUCAAUUUUCCGGCCUUGAUUUUUCAUAAGGCUUUGUAGUGAUGCUCUAGAGUGAAGGUGUUCUUAGAUUGAGGCUCAAAUUUUUACAAGUUUGUAUUGAAGUUUUCGGAGAUUUGAUAGGCUAGACGUUUGAAAAAAUCGAAGCAAACCGACCGUCAAACCCAUAGAACUUUUAUUUUUUACCCAUUUUUAUCUCUGUCCCAGCUGUUAAGUCCAAACAAUUUAGGUCCACAAAGAACUAGUUGACUGUUCAGAGUACUAUCGACAGCUCUCGAGUACUCUGCCCUUUUUUGUUCGCAUUUAUUUUCAUUCUUCCAUCUAUUAUUCGCGUUAUUUUUAGAGCGUUCCAAGGACAGAGAGAGCAAAUCCCAGAACGGCGUGAUCGUCGAAGAAGACGAGGACGCGGUUAUGGCCGAAGACGAAGACGAAUUCGAAGACGAAGAAUACGAAAACAAUCGAGAGAGCCUCACUCAAGUCACAAUCGCAGUAACGGUAGGGCGUGAUGACAAAACGAAAUUUUUUGAACUUUUUUUUGCACUUCCAUUCCAUUUUUGGAAACUUCAACGCAAACACAUUCAGAGUCCGCAAGAACAGCACAAGUCGGUGAUUAUCCGGCGCGAGACGGGUGUCAGUCAAAAUGGCGACGCGCAACUGCCCAUGAAACCCACGUUAAAGGCCAAUUACGAGAAAUGCGUGGCGUUCCGGAAAGAGGACGCUCAUCCGGAGCUCAGCGAAGGCCGCCAAGACCGGCCAAUGAUCAGCUACGAGAAGGUGAAGCGGCACAAGCAAAGGUAACAGGAAGUAAAUGUCAGAGAAAAAGAGUUGUCAAUAGAUAUGAGGGGUCCUGCAUGAAAAUGUUCUAUUUUAUGGGGCCUAAAGUUCAUUUUAGGGUAGCUUUUUGUUCUCACAUAAUUUUCGGUACACUAAGGUAUGUUGCAGAUAAUUUCUGCAUGUACCUUACCGCUAAGGGUCCUAUAGAGGCUUUAGAAAUGUUUAUACUAGUUUUUCCGGCUACCAACGAUAAGAUACACAUAAGAUAUCCUGUGUCAAUAUAAGGGCAUCUAACUUUUUGCUAACCAGUAACUUUGUUGCAUAAAGAAAAGUAACAAAAUUACUGCCCUUGAUCCAAUAAGCCUCCCAGCAAUUUGCAAACGCUAUACAAAGAUCUAAACGUUGCAUAAGAUCCUUGAAAAAAAGUUCAUAAGAACACUGCCAGAUCCCCAUAGACCUUAUGCAAAAAAAGAGAAAAAUGUCAAGGGAAUAGUGGUCAUCUGAUAAGUGCAACGUAGAGAUGUCUUAGGCGUAUGUCGGACGUCAACAUGACGUAGAAUGAAGUAUCAUGACAAAUGGACCAAAAUUGCCAUUUUUUUGAAAAACUAAAGAAAAACGUUACUUGUUGGUGCCUCGUAUUUUACCCCAAUAUUACCUUUUCAGAAAAGAGCGGAGUUACCGUAAAAGCCUUCAAAAGAAGCCUCGAGCAAUCUCCGCGGCCAAAGAGCGGCGCGGUGUGAAAGUGCUGGGAAUCAUCCUGGGAUGCUUUACAAUUUGUUGGACCCCUUUCUUCAUGUAAGUGGGACCCGCUACCACUUUAAUAUGGCUUUAGAAUGUACGUGGUAGUACAGUUCUGCUCGGAUUGUAAGAUAAACCCUCAUGUUGAGAUGUUUAUCACGUGGCUGGGUUACAGCAACUCGGCAAUGAAUCCAAUCAUCUAUACGGUAAGGUUUCGGGCCUUUGAAUGUAAUUUUUUCAGAUAUUUCAAAGAAAGAUCAAAAAAUUUUGGUGUAGUUUCCAUGUAUAAUAUAAAUUGAUUUAAAUUUUUUGCUUUUAGGUAUUCAACCGAGACUAUCAGAUCGCUUUGAAACGCCUCUUCAUCUCCGGCCCCAAGUCCGCGAACCUGGUGCCGGCGCGCCCCUUCUGA
Molecule: messenger RNA, 5056 nt
Organism: Bursaphelenchus xylophilus (pine wood nematode)
Lineage: Eukaryota; Metazoa; Nematoda; Chromadorea; Rhabditida; Aphelenchoididae
Source: the annotation of a GenBank genome assembly